AUGGCUACUACUAGUAUUUCAAAUGAAACUAUAAAUAUCGAACGUGAAAAAGCCAAUUUAUUAACAUUGAUCAAGUUGACAUUAAAUACACUUAUUGAUCAAUCAUGUUCAAUGCAUCAGUUGGACGAUGGGAAUCCAGAUGUUAUGAAUUUUAUGAUUACAUUAGAACGUAUUUUAUCAUUUCGUAUGCGAGCUAACUGGUUAUCGGAACGUCGAUAUUUUUGGGAUUUUAUUAAACCAGCAUGUAUUGGAUCUUGUCGUCAAAAUAUUAUUGAGCGAGUUGAAGAUUUAUCAAAAAUGAAAAGUUUAAAAGAAAAGGGACGUGCAUGGAUUAAAUUUGCAUUAUUAGAAAAAAAACUAUCAGAAUUAUUAAAAUUAGUUAUUAGUGAUUGUCAUUUGGUGAGAAAAUUCUAUCAUGAUGAUUCAAUUAUGACAUCAUCACAAGCGUUCAUUCUAUGUGAUCAAUUAACGGGUUUGUCAGCCAUCGAUUUUAGUUUUUGUUUUAAACAACCAUUACCUACCUCUUUGACUUCGCCAAUAUCAUCGAAUCUGAAUGAUUUGGAUAUUGAUGUUAUUGAUGUGACACCGUUUCUAUGCUAUAAAUCAAAACACGCAAAAUAUCCGUUACAAGAAACAAAUGUUUAUUAUGAAGAGCAGAAUGUAGAAAAUAAAUCGGUCGAUGAUGUACAAGAAAUGACUGAGCUUAAUUUAACAAAGGCAGUUUCGAUUGAAAAAUAUAAAUUAGAAGUUGAACAAAGAAAAUAUUUUGAAGAAUUAUUGAGUCAUCGUGAUCGUGAAUUGCAACAAAUAAAAAUUCAGUUUGAGAAUUUAAAACGAGAUCGAGAAACAGAAGUUAUGCAAAUGGAAAAUAUCAUUGUAGAAUUACAGUUAGAAUUACAUUCAGCACGAGAUGAUGCCGAACGAAAACGUAAAAAGCAGCCAGUAGGUAAUAUUUCAUCCAAUCGAACAGAAAAGAAAAAACCAUUAUUCCCGUUGGGAGUAAUUCGACGUAGUUCAACGUCGUCAAGUCUGCAACCAAUUACCGACAUAAUAUUAACAAAUGAUGAUGAUAAUUCAUCAGAAGCACAUAUGCGAUCAAUAGAAAAUUCAUUGACACAAACAGAUGAAAAAACAGUACAAGAGUCAAAUGUAGUUGAUCAAAAUCUUGUUGAUAAUUUAACAUCAAAAGUAAAUGAAUAUGUUUUUACACAAAAUGUCGAUGAUAAUAGUACAACAAAUUCUCAAUCAUCACGUCGUUCGAGUCAUUCGACAAAUGGUGUUGAUGAACAAUAUGAAUUAGUACAAAUGGGUAUUCCAACGAUGGCAAAAUCAGCAGUUACAACAAUUGAAAAUCAAAAUGAAAAUGCUUUAAUUAGUUCAGCAGAAAUGCUUUCAUCUGUAACAUCGUUAUCAGGCGAUGAUGAAACAGAAGAUAAACAACAAGAACAAGACACUAAUAAAAUAAUUGAUGAAUCGGGUAGUUUUGAAACAACAACAUUAUCACCUGAACAACAAAAUCUAUUACAAGAAGAAAAUACAGAAUAA
This is a messenger RNA of Didymodactylos carnosus, 1545 nucleotides long. The record is from the annotation of a GenBank genome assembly. NCBI's taxonomy places the organism in Eukaryota, Metazoa, Rotifera, Eurotatoria, Philodinida, Philodinidae.